Messenger RNA from Oncorhynchus kisutch (coho salmon), 1654 nucleotides. Its product is annotated as leukocyte elastase inhibitor. The transcript is spliced from 7 exons. Gene Ontology annotation, molecular function: serine-type endopeptidase inhibitor activity. Gene Ontology annotation, biological process: negative regulation of endopeptidase activity. The coding region runs from base 191 to 1462 and encodes 423 amino acids. The record is from RefSeq and is a predicted model, not a curated record. Lineage: Eukaryota; Metazoa; Chordata; Actinopteri; Salmoniformes; Salmonidae.
UUAGUAGGGCAGGUACGGCAGAGGAACCAAAGUCCAGCAGGUAGGAGCCUAGUGAAAAUGAACUCAGUCUUACUGACAAUAUCAAUAGGCGAACUGACUUACGCAAAGUGGACAGGCCUGUAUAUUCAGUCCCCACCCAGUUUUAUGGCUCGGUAGAGCAGUGCAUAGCCUAUAUUAAAGGACGCACCAGAUGACUUGGGCACGAGGCAAAUUUCCGGGCUUAUUUGCAGUUCUCUGUUGUUUCGUUUCUCUUUCACUGGAACAGUGCAUGUCGGAGCUUUUCACACACAGAGAAGCAGAACGGACAGAUCAGUCAUCAGCCAUGGCUUCUAUCAGCAGCUCUAACACAGCCUUUGCCUUGGAGCUGUACCGCACUCUGGGUCAGACCAACACAGGGAAUGUCUUUAUCUCCCCCUUCAGUAUCAGCUCAGCUCUGGCCAUGGUCUACCUGGGAGCUAAAGGAGACACAGCUACUCAGAUGGCAAAGGUUCUGUCAUUCAACUUGACUAAAGACAUCCACACAGAUUUCCAGACACUCAAUGGAGAAAUCAACUCUCCCUCUGCAUCUUACAUCCUGAAACUGGCCAAUCGCCUGUAUGGAGAGAAGACCUGCAACUUCCUGACUGAGUUUUUAGAAUCCACCCACAAGUUCUACCAUGCAGACAUGAAGGCAGUGGAUUUCCUCGGAGCAGCAGAGGAGGCCAGAGGAGAGAUCAAUGGCUGGGUGGAGCAGCAGACAGCAAAUAAAAUCAAAGAUCUGCUGAAGCCGGGGACAGUCAGUGCUAUGACAAGGUUGGCUCUAGUCAACGCCAUCUACUUCAAAGGAAACUGGCUGAAUCGAUUUGACCAAAAAGACACCAAAGAGAUGCCCUUCAAACUAAACCAGAAUGAAAGCAAGCCAGUUCAGAUGAUGCACCAGAUGAAGAAGUUCCCCUUUAACUACGUCCCAGACUAUAACCUCCAGAUCGUGGAGCUUCCGUAUGUGGACGAGGAGCUCAGUAUGUUUGUCCUGCUACCUGAGGAGGCCACUGAUGGAUCUGAUCCCCUAGUGAAGCUGGAGAGAGAGCUGACCAUGGAGAAACUGGACGAGUGGACCAGCAGGGACAACAUGGACACGGGCACAGAGGUCAUAGUUCACCUUCCCAAGUUUAAAUUGGAGGAGGACUACGAGCUGAACGAGCCCCUGACCCAGCUGGGCAUGAAGGACGUGUUUGAGGGGGGCAGGGCCGACCUGUCUGGGAUGAACGGGGAGGGGGGGCUCUUCCUGUCUACGGUGGCCCAUAAGGCCUUUGUGGAGGUGAACGAGGAGGGGACGGAGGCUGCCGCCGCCACUGCUGGGAUAAUAGCGUUCUGUAUGAUCCGAGAGGAACACUUCACAGCUGACCAUCCCUUCCUUUUCUUCAUCCGGCAUAACAAGAGCAAAAGCAUCCUCUUCCUCGGCAGAUUCUCCUCUCCUCAGUAGAAGACUGGUUAAAAAAGCAUAGAGAAGAUUUAAUUUAAUUUAUAACAUUUAUUUGACAGGGACAAAUGAACAUCAUUCAACAUUUCUGUAAAUGUGGCAGAUUUAGUAAGCUAGCUAGUAGCUAGUUCCAUCAGCCCUUGAUUGAAUCCGCUAUAAAAAAAUAUAUUUGAAAAAUAAAGGAAAAUGUCUAUA